Rhipicephalus microplus (southern cattle tick) is the source of this 744-nucleotide messenger RNA. RefSeq names its product D-beta-hydroxybutyrate dehydrogenase, mitochondrial-like. The record is from RefSeq and is a predicted model, not a curated record. Gene Ontology annotation, molecular function: oxidoreductase activity. Gene Ontology annotation, cellular component: intracellular membrane-bounded organelle. Gene Ontology annotation, biological process: steroid metabolic process. Lineage: Eukaryota; Metazoa; Arthropoda; Arachnida; Ixodida; Ixodidae.
AUGGAUCAUCCCCGUGGUGACCGAGACCGCCUGCUAGGCAUGGGCGUGCUCUCGGGCCUCACAUUUCUCGUCCUCUGUCUCACGCCUCCGCUGCGCUUCCUCGUCGGCCUGGUUUCGAACUUCAUCUUAGCUGGCAUCAUCGGCUUCCAGCUGGCAGAGCUCAUGGACCGCAAGUACCGCAAAGAAGUCCGGCUCAAGCACCCCACCGUCUUCAUCAGUGGCUGCGACAGUGGUCUGGGUCUGCACACGGCCAGGCGCCUCCACGAGCACGGUUUCGAGGUUCACGCUGGCGUUCUGGACCCCGGUUCGGAGGGAGCGACCACUCUCAAAGGCAUGCGGGUCCACGUGGUGCCCCUGGACUACAUGGACGAGGACAGCAUCGUCCAGGCCUACAAGACGGUCACCACUCAACUCGGUGACAAAGAGCUGUGGGGCAUCGUGGCCAACGCGGGAGUGACCAACUACGGCGAGCUCGAGUGGAUGUCGUACGACGAGCUGCGGUGGCUCGUCUCCGUCAACGUCACCGGCACCAUUCGCUUCGUGAAGGAAGGCAUCGCGCUGCUCAGAAAGAGCAAGGGACGCAUCGUCAUCAUGUCCAGCGUCCACGGCCACAUGUCCAUACCCGGGUCCGUUGGGGCGUCGGCGGCGGCCGCGGCCCUCUGUUCGCUCGCCGACGGCCUGCGGCGUGAACUACACAAGUGGCAGGUGAACGUGUCCACAGUGGAGCCCAUGCUGUAUAAGUGA